Myiozetetes cayanensis is the source of this 4316-nucleotide messenger RNA. Its product is annotated as carbohydrate sulfotransferase 9-like. The transcript is spliced from 2 exons. Gene Ontology annotation, molecular function: sulfotransferase activity. The record is from RefSeq and is a predicted model, not a curated record. Lineage: Eukaryota; Metazoa; Chordata; Aves; Passeriformes; Tyrannidae. The coding region runs from base 31 to 936 and encodes 301 amino acids. Gene Ontology annotation, biological process: carbohydrate biosynthetic process. Gene Ontology annotation, cellular component: membrane.
AACACCCAGCGCUACCACAGCACCCCAGAAAUGCGUUUCCUUCCCCGCCUUGUCAUCUCAGCUGCCCUGGCCAUCGCUACCUUCCUGAGCUGGAGGCUGCUUCAGACCCUAUCUGGUGGCCAAGGAGGUGACCUGGCCCCCAAGGCGGAGGAGGCCUUCACUUUGACACUGGACACCUUCCUUCACGUUCAGCAGCUCAGGAAGAAGAGACUGAGAGCUUUCUGCAGCCGAUCCCGCAAAGUCACCACACUGCCGAGGAGCCAGCAGGAGAGAGCUCACCUGCUUUCGAGUCUGAGGGUAAGCACCGAGCUGGACUUCCUCUACUGCCAAGCGCCAUCAGUGGGAGUAGAGGAAUGGCAGCAGCUUUUGGAGACGCUAGAAAAGAAAAAUGUGACUCUCCCAGUGCCACUUCCCUACCACUGGCGCCACACUAAGGAGACGCAGCUGAGCAAGUUCAACCAGACGGAGAUAGAGGCCAUGUUAGGGUCUUACACCAAAGUGCUCUUUGUCAGGGACCCUUUCCACAGGCUGAUCACCACAUUCCUGCAAGGCAUGGGCAUCAACCCAUCCUUCAGCAGCUUUGUUGAGGAUGGUUUAGGCAGUGGAAUACGCAACGCCAGUGUGGCUUGGAAACCACUCGUCAGCCUCUGCCUGCCCUGUCUCGUCCAGUACGACUACGUGGUGAUGUUUGGCUUCCACAGGCAGGAGCUGGGCCACCUGCUACGGCGGGCUGGGCUGUCUGUGGACAGCCUCCUCCCCAGGUUCACCGACACCCAAGUGCUGUGGACCUACAGGUGGCUGUCAGAGCAGAUGUUCAGUGAGCUGUCUGCCCAACAGAAGAAGAAACUGUCUCACUUCUACCGCUGGGACCUUUCUGCUUUCCCAUUUUCUAGCAGUUAUCUGUCAGACCGCCUCAGCACUCCAGAGACCUGGUAGAAAUAGCCCAUCUAGAGGGACUGCUUCAGAGAGCGUUAGUCCAAAAGCAAACACUUCAAGAUACUGACAAGCCUUUGCUUCACAGCUGCCUGCAGCAGAGUUGUCCAUGUCACAGCUCCAAAAGGUACGUCAGAGAGCUGAGACAGCCCACUGGCAGGGAAGGGAUAUCAAGGCUCUUCACGUGGUUGAAUUGUAUUUAACACGACAAGAGCAGGCACUAGGGAAACUUGUGGCACUAGGCUUGGAAAACUGCAUGAACUGAACAGUGCAGCAGCUCUCAGCAAACCUAGCUCUUGGGUUAGGGUGGGUCAGACCUGCUGCAAACCACAGCAGUAUCACACAUGCUCUCCCUGCACUGAGAUUCUGUAUCCUGAGCUCCCUUUUGGGUCAAGAGAUUUGGCAAUGGCUUCUUUGUGAUAAAUCUCCCCACACAGAUACAAGAAGCACUUCCAAAGGAGCACAACACUUGGAGUCUCCCUCUCCCUACUCUACCUAAGUAGGUGAGAUAUGACACAGGGUGGUACUCCCUCCUGGAGAACCACUGAUGAUGUUCCCAAUCUUUUCAUGCUCACAGAAGGUCAUGCCUGGCCCAUCAUUUGGUCCUAUCUGUUCUGUGUGAACUGUUCAUGUUUUACUGUCUCACAUCUCCUAUGUGUUUAGGCUCAAGAGGGCCUUGGGGAUGGCACAUGAUGCUUGCUCCAUUCACAAGUUUUGAGUUUGGCUGCCUCUGUUACAGGGCAGACUCAAAUGGGCCAAGGCCGACACUGAGACAAGGAUAGUUCAGUCUGGCCCAGGUACCACGGAGAAAAAAAAACCUUCCACCUUGUCUCAGCUGCUGAUGGGCCCCGUGGAGGUGGCUGGAAGCAUCAGGAUGCAUCACUGUGCUGCUGUGGAAAACACAGUGGGGCUACUGUAAGCUCCUGCUGGCAGAGAAGCACAAGGACUGACUCUGCUUUCGUUCGGACUUGGCUGCCAGCGUGGCUGGAUGGAGGCCCGGGCUCUCCAGCUGGCUCAUCUGCUUCAUCUGACUUAGUAGCCUGGAGCAGCCACCCACCCUCUCCCAGCCUUGGUCACUGAGCUGAUCUAACUCACAGCCUCUAGGAUGGGUCCAUGUUUGCCAAACACCAAGGAUGAACUGAAGUUGUCCAGCUUUCAAAACAUAGCAGACUUUUACCAUAGCAUACUAGUCUCCAGAAUACUUAGCAGCUUUAUUUUGCAUUGUUGUGACAUUCACAGAGAAUUCCUCAUACAUUCAUGUAACAAGGACACCAAUUUGACAAUGCUCAUUAAAGAAUGAUAGUGAAAACUGUUGAUUAGAACUGACCUAAAACAGUUAUCAAAAAACUUGCUCCCCCUCUCACACUGAGGGACACACAAUUAAUAUCUCUAAGACAUCAGAUCACCAGGCCUCCUUUCAUCCUCCCACAAAAUCUCCAGCUACAGCAAUUACAACCUAAGUGCCACUACUGUGCGCAAUACUUUACAGUCUAGCAAGAUGGCAUAGUCCCUCUUCUGAGGAUACAGUUCUGGGAAAGAGAGAAGCAGCAAAUUUCCAAUUAUAGGUAAUUAGAGUCUUGCAUCCAUGCUGUAUUUCACUGGAAAGUACUAGAAAAGGAACAUUUUUCUCUUCGUAAGUAGCUUUCCCUUCAGCGACUACGAGCUGAAAUCCCACGCAGCGAGACGUGUGCGAAGAGAUGUGACUCAGCACCCGGCAGAGGACAGGGCUGUGCGCUCACAGCAGGAGAGCUGCUCUCCAGCAGCUUUGUACUGCAGAGCACACCUCAAUUUGGGUAUCCUAUAGCAGUACCUUCUCUUCUUGCCAGCCCUCUACAGCACAUCCCAGUCCUUUCCUAAGUUCCAGAGGAAAAGCAAUGUAUGAAAUGUUAAGACGUUUAGAGGUGACAUGAAAAUCUCAGCUUCAUGUUCCUUAGAGUCCCUGUUUUACCCACAGUUCCUAUUAGCAUCCAAGCUUCCCUUUUCCCUACACCCUCAAAACCAGUUUCUGUAAUUACUUUGCAACCCUGAUUUUAUACCAUUGCCCUCCCCAGGUGUUUGAUAUAAAUUACAUUCAACUCCAGUGCACCCCAAAACAAAGGGGUUUUUCCCUUCAUCAGAUAGUUGCUGGGCAAGGGUAACAAAAGGGCCCUGAACUGGGGUGGCCUCGAGGGUAUGGACUGGUGCCUGGGAAAGAGUGGCUCACUGACGCAGCAGGAAAAACCACUCUACACUCCAGGAUCUGCACUGAACAGCCUGCUCUGACCACUGCCUGUAUGCAGAACUUGGCAAAUACAAUUGCAAUUAACUCACAAAGCAAACAGCAAAAGAGAUAUACCUAAUCUAAAAAAAUUUUACCUGACCAGGCAGUCACUGCGACUGUGUGAGACACCGCAACCCCUUUUUGAAGUGAUGAAAAAAGUGCUUCCAGAACCACAGGGGACAGAGAGCACUUACUCAUCCUGCUAGAGACAUCCUGACAUGCCCCAGGGCCCCCAAAGGCAGCAGGCCUCUCAUGAACACUGGCAGCUUUCCCCUGAAGUGACACUUGAAGCUCCUCGAUAUCACACUCUGCCUGUGUCUGCCCAUGCUCUGCAUUAACACACAUUACCUUCCCUUCGUAUUUAUCAUCAGCCUGGUCUGAAUGAGCAUGUCCAGCCAUCCCAUGAGGUGGAUGUGCAAGGAACAGUGCUGAUACCAAUCUACCUUACAGACUUUGUAUUUUGUAUCCCUUUGUGGACAUCUAAGAAUGUGAAUACACAGGCUCCAAUAGCUGUUACUGAAAACAAAUUAUCAUAUUUUCUUCUCUAAGAGGUUUUUUUCAUAUUGCCAACUUUCAGGAGAAAGCAAAAACAUGUUCUUGCCCAGUACCUCAGAGCUUAGGAAACACCAAUAUUGUAUUUCAAUUAAUAAAACAAUUACAUAGCAAUCCCAACAGGCACAAUGUACUUUCUGCAGCUCACAUAUACAAAUUCCCUUCUUCUAGAUGGUAGAUUCAUAGUAUUUUAAGCUGAGAAAUAAAUCUACACAUUUCCAAGCAAUAUACCCCGGAGUGCUUAAAAAAAAUAUUUCACACUGAGCAUACUUCAUCCAGUCCUAAGAGAGAGGCCAAUUUUAGGUAGUUUGCACAUGAGCAAAAUUUUUAAUAAGGCAAUGGAGUUACAUCCUCUUGCACCGUACUUUUUUGAUGGCCCUAGGAGUGCAAAAAUAGAAAAAGGACAUUUUCAUAAAGCUGUGGGCCAGAGAAACAUAAAAGUUUGCAAAUGAUGAGCAGGUACAGUACAUGGCUGACAUCAUCUAGGGAUAACACGAUGCUACAGUGUUAAAUCUGACAGUGACAAAACCUGCCAGAGGGAUGCCCACCAUUAAAUCCAACACAAAAAAUA